Molecule: messenger RNA, 1857 nt
Organism: Linum trigynum
Lineage: Eukaryota; Viridiplantae; Streptophyta; Magnoliopsida; Malpighiales; Linaceae
Source: the annotation of a GenBank genome assembly
AUGACGACCAUGGAGAGCUUGAUAGGUUUGGUCAACAGAAUUCAGAGGGCCUGCACAGCGCUCGGCGACUAUGGCGGCGGCGAUACUACCUUCUCUUCUCUCUGGGAAGCGCUUCCUUCUGUUGCCGUCGUCGGAGGACAGAGCUCCGGCAAGUCUUCCGUCCUUGAAAGCAUAGUUGGCAGGGACUUUCUCCCUAGAGGAUCAGGGAUUGUGACGAGGAGGCCGCUGGUGUUGCAGCUUCACAAAACUGAAGAAGGAACAGAGGAGUAUGCCGAAUUCCUCCACCUUCCUAACAUGAAGUUCUCUGAUUUUGCCGUUGUGCGCAAGGAAAUCCAGGAUGAGACGGAUAGAGUGACUGGGAAAUCGAAGCAGAUAUCUCCUGUUCCGAUUCACCUCAGUAUUUACUCUCCCAAUGUUGUUAACUUAACUCUCAUUGAUCUACCUGGUUUGACAAAAGUUGCUGUUGAGGGCCAGCCUGAGAGCAUAGUUCAAGACAUAGAGAUGAUGGUUCGUAGCUACGUUGAGAAGCCAAAUUGCAUUAUCCUUGCUAUAUCUCCGGCUAACCAAGAUAUAGCAACAUCUGAUGCUAUCAAACUUGCAAGGGAAGUGGACGCCCCAGGUGAAAGAACAUUUGGGGUCUUGACGAAGUUGGAUUUGAUGGACAAAGGAACUAAUGCGCUCGAUGUGCUUGAAGGAAGAUCUUACAGAUUGCAACAUCCUUGGGUCGGAAUCGUGAACCGUUCACAGGCUGAUAUAAAUAAAAAUGUGGACAUGAUAAUUGCAAGGCAUAAGGAAAGGGAGUACUUCGCUACCAGUCCUGACUAUAGCCAUCUAGCCAACAAAAUGGGUUCCGAGUAUCUUGCGAAACUACUUUCAAAGCAUUUGGAAGCUGUGAUCAGGGCUCGUAUACCAAGUAUUACAUCCAUGAUUAACAAAACAAUUGAAGAGCUUGAAUCCGAGAUGGACCAUCUGGGUAGGCCUAUAGCGGCUGACGCUGGGGCUCAACUAUACCUGAUUCUAGAACUUUUGCGUGCAUUUGACCGGGUAUUCAAGGAGCAUCUGGAUGGAGGCCGUCCUGGGGGAGAUCGAAUCUAUGGGGUGUUUGACAAUCAGCUUCCAGCUGCUUUGAGAAAGCUUCCAUUCGAUCGACAUCUUUCAAUGCAGAAUGUCAGGAAAGUAGUGUCUGAGGCAGAUGGUUAUCAGCCACAUCUGAUUGCCCCAGAGCAAGGCUACAGACGUUUAAUCGAGAGUUCUCUAAACUAUUUUAGAGGCCCAGCUGAGGCUUCUGUGGAUGCUGUUCACUUCGUGCUGAAAGAGCUGGUCAGGAAAUCAAUUGGGGAGACUCAGGAACUGAGACGGUUUCCAACACUGCAAAUGGAGUUGGCAGCAGCGGCUAAUCAUGCACUGGAGAGGUUCCGGGAUGACAGUAAGAAGACUGUCGUUCGGCUGGUUGAUAUGGAGUCAUCAUACUUGACAGUGGAGUUCUUCAGGAGGCUUCCCCAGGAGGUAGAGAAAGCAGCAAGCGGACCGGGUGGACCUGUGUCCCCAAAUGUCGACCGGUACACAGAUGGACACUUCAGGAGGAUCGGGUCAAAUGUGUCAUCAUACGUCGGGAUGGUGUCCGAGACACUGAGGAACACAAUCCCAAAGGCAAUCGUGUAUUGCCAAGUGAAGGAAGCGAAGCAGUCACUGCUCCACCACUUCUACAUGCAGAUAGGGAAAAAAGAGGGGAAGGAGCUGGCUCAGUUGUUAGAUGAAGAUCCUUCUUUGAUGGAAAGAAGGGUACAGUGUGCCAAGAGGCUGGAGUUGUACAAGUCAGCUAGAGAUGAGAUAGAUUCUGUAUCAUGGGCACGCUGA